Molecule: messenger RNA, 2726 nt
Organism: Oncorhynchus mykiss (rainbow trout)
Lineage: Eukaryota; Metazoa; Chordata; Actinopteri; Salmoniformes; Salmonidae
Gene: rgmb
Product: repulsive guidance molecule BMP co-receptor b
Biological process (GO): BMP signaling pathway
Cellular component (GO): plasma membrane
Molecular function (GO): coreceptor activity
Source: RefSeq, a predicted model, not a curated record
UGACAGGGCGGGCGGGUCCUGCUCUCUCAGAGGCGGGUUUUCCGCAAAAGGGUUGGUUGAUUUGCUAUCGAUCUGAGGAAGAGAGGAGAGGGGAGGAUUCUUAGGUGAGGCCUGGAGAGAAAGAGAGAAAGAGAGAGGGAGAGGGGGCGAGAGAGAGAGAGCGAGAGAGAGCGAGAGAGCGGAGCCGAGAUUUAUUGCUACAACAAGACUAAACUCAACCAGGACGGAAUAGCGCUGCUAGAGACAGGAAAUAUGAUGCAGGGAGCGAAGAAGGAGUGAAAGUGUUUGGUGGAAGGACUGCUAUUUUUCAAUCGCUACUGUUUUCCCCCUUUCCUCCUCUCCUUUUCUUUCCAUUCCUCCUCCCUGACCGAUCGCAUUCCGCGUAGAAUCUGCACUUUAAUGCCCCUGCGCACCCGAGGAGUGGAAGGAGAGAAGAGCAAGGAAGAAGAGAGCGAGGGAGAACAGAGCGAGGGAGAAGGAGAGCAGAGGCCUGACUUUAACGGAAACCCCGCCGCCGCACCUCACCCCUCUCCCCCGUGGCUGCCUGUCCCCUCUCCCCUCCUGGCCCUGCAUGGACGGGGAUGGGGAGAGCCGGAUGUUGUUACCGCGGGGCUGAGCGCCUCGCAUCCUCGCCUUCCCUGCGACCGCUGCUGCUGCUGAUCGUCGCUCUCUGUUACGGGGCGCACAGAGGUCAUUGCCAGGUGGCCACCCCUCAGUGUCGUAUCCACAAGUGCACCACAGACUUUGUGUCCCUGACGUCUCACCUGACCCCAGCGCUGGAUGGCUUUGCCGUAGAGUUCUGUAAGGCUCUGAGGUCCUACAGCGCCUGCACCCAGAGGACAGCCAAGUCCUGUAGGGGCAACCUGGUCUUCCACUCUGCUGUCCUGGGCAUCUCAGACCUCAUGACCCAGAGAAACUGCUCCCGUGACGGGCCCACCUCCUCCACACACCCCGAGAUACAAUCAGAGCCCUGCAACUACCACAGCCGCACCCAGCACACUCACCCACACCCUCACUCUCACACGCACACUACCACGCGGCCGGGUUACCUGUUCUGCGGGCUGUUUGGGGAUCCCCAUCUGCGGACGUUUAAGGACAGCUUCCAGACCUGCAAGGUGGAAGGGGCGUGGCCGCUGAUUGAUAACGACUUCUUGUCUGUGCAGGUGACCAACGUUCCUGUGGUAACGGGAUCCAGCGCCACAGCGACCAAUAAGAUCACCAUCAUAUUCAAGCCCUUUGAGGAGUGUACAGACCAGCGUGUUUACCAGGCAGUAACAGAUGACCUGCCCGCUGCCUUCGUAGACGGUACCGUGAGCAGCGGGGCCCCCAACCACAACGUUAACGGGAAUAACGGUGACUCUACCGGUAAGGUACGGGCGCUGUGGAUCUCGGAGCGUAGCCCCGGUCACCACGUGGAGCUGCACGCCGGCUACAUCGGCGUGACGGUUAUCGUACGACAGCUGGGGCGCUACCUGACCCUGGCGGUGCGCAUCCCGGAGGAGAUGGCCCAUGCCUACGACGCUACGCAGGACCUGCAGCUCUGCCUCAACGGAUGUCCCACCUCGGAACGCAUCGACCGGGGAGGUCACCUGCCACUGCCUCUCCCUCUACCCCCUCCAGCCCUGGGCUUACAUCUCCAGCAGCCACACGGCCAGGGCAAGGGCCAGCCCUCCCACACGGCUCCCUACAGCGCCCCCCAGUGGUUCAGUGUGGAGGGUGCACGGGCACGCUGCAGGGAGCAGCUGGAGUUACAGGAUAUUUAUUUCCACUCAUGUGUGUUUGACCUCAUGACCACCGGGGACGCUAACUUCACGGCAGCAGCGUUCAGCGCUCUGAAGGACAUGGAGAGUCUCCACCCCCACCGGGAACGCUGGAGGAUCUUCCCACAAAGCUCUGCCGACACCUCCCAGCCUAUCACAUGGCUCCUACUGCUCACUCUCUUUGCGCUCGGCUCUGCACUGGUAUAGCGUUUGUGUGUGUGUGUGUGUGUGUGUGUGUGUGGUGUGUGUGUGUGUGUGUGUGUGUGUGUGUGUGUGUGUGUGUUCAUAUAGAGCCCCUAGCUGAGCUGUAGGAUAAAGUUCCCUCUAUGCAGAUCUAAGGUCAGUUUUGUGUUUUCCCCUAACGGUUAUGAUUGAGGAGGGUAAACUAAGCUGAUCCUGGAUCUGUGUCUAAGAGAAACUUCUAACCAGAGCCCCUCUGGAGAUUUCACUUUUUAUUCUUCUUGGUGAAAAGAGAAUAGUUGACUGAACACCCUAAGGCAUAUUACUGCCAUAAAGGUGGCACAGCUGGCAUCUGAACAGAUUCCACGACACUCCUGUGUUCUUCCCAUCUCUGCUGUGUGGGACCUAGCAGGCUUCCUGGAGAUGAUGACCUGUCUAUAUGUGAGGAUUAGCAACCAACACUCCAACCUGUGUGUGUAUAUUGUAGAAACACACUCCAGACUGUAAAUAGUGUGUGUGACGUAUCCUGGAACGCUGGAUGGCGUUGUUUUGGUUUUUAUUUUUGCGUGAUUUUGUUGUGAUAGUUUUUUUUUUAUACCUCAUAGACAGAGGACGUUGUUUUAAGAGAAGCACUUUAUUUAGAUUUUUUGCUAAAUCCACACCAGUGUUCCCCCUCUCCCCUUUCAACCCCACCCCCCCACUCUCUUCCCCUUCCACCCCACCCCCCCCACUCUCUUCCCCUUUCAACCCCACCCCCCACUCUCUUCCCCUUUCAACCCCACCCCC